Molecule: messenger RNA, 2973 nt
Organism: Colletotrichum destructivum
Lineage: Eukaryota; Fungi; Ascomycota; Sordariomycetes; Glomerellales; Glomerellaceae
Product: Putative signal transduction response regulator, receiver domain, histidine kinase/HSP90-like ATPase
Exons: 2
Coding region: 1-2973 (990 amino acids)
Biological process (GO): phosphorelay signal transduction system; protein autophosphorylation
Cellular component (GO): plasma membrane
Molecular function (GO): histidine phosphotransfer kinase activity; phosphorelay sensor kinase activity
Source: RefSeq, a predicted model, not a curated record
AUGGAGGAGAGCUUCAGCCUGGUUGGAAGCCACUUGGGCCCCAAGGCUGCUGAUCUGGCGAAUCCAUUUUUGCCUGGCGAAGCUUUCGACAGUGUGUCGGACGAACCCCGUGGCAGACAGAGUGUUCCUUCGCUAUCCCGAACCCCCUCUUCAUCAGACUCGGAUGGCACUCAACCAACGCCAGUUUCUGAGUCUGACGGCAGCCAAAGUACGGGCUCUGUGGCACCGGUGGCAAAGCCGGGGAGCCAAGACCCGACGAGUCAGCCCGCCGCCAACUCGGCCUCCGAGGCUCAGUCGGGGCCAUCGUGCAAGACCACAAACAAUCUCAUCUUUUCCAACGCGGCUGAGAAGAUUCGGCAAGCCACGGACACGGAAGGAUGUCUCUUUCUCGAUGCUGCUCCUGCGAGUUUUGGUGCUCUCAGAAGCCCCCUGAUUGAGGAUCCAGUCAGGCCGGUGCUGGACGGAUCCUCCGCCAGCAGCGACGACGGCACAGACUCGUCUUCUGGUUCUACAAAACGGCUGCCGGCUCGCGUUCUUGGGUUCUCGACCUCCGAAGGUGAUGGGGUUGAUGGGUAUGAGCACAUCACACGCCAUGCAGCUGUGGCGGAGAAGCUCCUCGGAAACCUUGUCAGACGCUACCCCAAGGGCAAGUUGUUCACCUUCCAUGCGGCACACGACCUCAAUCCCACCGACUCGUCAGAAGAGGAACGACUAAGACAUCUCUCGACACUUCAAGACAGCUUGUGUCCGGAUCGCAGCGUCCCGGGGCGACAGCGCCAGAGACCUCAUGUCAAGGCUUGGGCGAGGCAGAAUGAAGGCAGAGACAUUUUGCGCAUCUUCCCAGGGGCUCGCAGCGUCGCCUUUGUCCCUGUUUGGGACCCGAGGAAGAACCGCUGGUUCGCUGGUGGGUUUAUCUACAGCCGCCAGCCAACGCGCACCUUCACAGUAGAGGGAGAGCUUAGCUAUCUGCGCGUCUUCAGUAUCCUGGCCGUGUCGGAAUCCUUGCGUAACGAGCUCAUACUGGACGAGAAGUCCAAGUUUGACGCUUUGAGCUGCAUGUCUCAUGAGUUGCGAUCGCCGCUUCAUGGGAUCAUUCUUGGCGUCGAGCUUCUUACCGACACCGACCUGAAUGCUGACCAGAGGGACAUAGUCCAUACUCUCGAGGCAUGCGGGAGAACUCUCGGCGAUACUUUCGAUCAUCUCCUCGACUACGCCAAGGUUAACAAUUUCCAAACCACAAGGAGACCAGUCCAUAGAGGCAUUCGACAAGGCAAGCCGCAUUCUCUCGAGAUCGGCAUGAUGACGCUUAGAUCCAAUGUGCAGAUCGACCUGCUUGCUGAAGAGGUAAUGGACAGCAUAUUCGCCGGCUUCACCCUCCAGCACCUGUCUAUUGCUCGGCUCAAAACUCAAGACAGGACUCGAGAUCCCAAUGUCACCGCCGAUUUAUAUCUCGACAGUUUGAGGGCAAAGGAGGAUCUUAGUCUUAACCAAUCUACCCAAGUCGCCGGAGUCGCCUUCAACGAUGUCUUGGUCGUGUUCGAUGUCGACCCCGAGUGUCUUUGGGUGUUUGACACCCAACCUGGCGCGAUCCGCCGAAUCAUCAUGAAUCUCUUUGGCAACGCUUUGAAAUACACGCAGCGCGGAAUUAUCAAAGUAGCUCUCAGUCAGAGGGCUCCCAAGAGGGAGGGCGCCAACCGGGAGCGACAAGUAACCAUCACUGUUUCCGACACUGGCUCUGGAAUUGGCGAAGACUUCUUGCAGCAUCAGUUGUUUAGGCCCUUUUCACAAGAGAAUUCGCUAGCUCCCGGAACUGGCCUUGGGCUCAGUCUGGUCAAGCAGAUGGCUUCCAGGCUUCGAGGUCGCAUGUCGGUGCAGAGCCAAGUUGGUAGUGGAACAUCGAUCAGCGUGACACUACCGCUCUCCGUACCCCCAAACGUUCCUACCAACGAAAAGCAUCCGGCUGUAGAUGACGCGUUUCAUCAGCAGCGAAUGGAGCUUUCGGGGUUGCGUAUUCGCUUGCUUGGCUUCGACUGCGUCAUGACAUUAGUCAAUGGCGAGAAACACGACAGCCAUGCAAAGAUUGGGGACAUGUGCCGCAACUGGCUAGGGUUGGAAGUGCUCCCGAAGACCCCGGAGGCACACCAUGCCGUCCCUGACUUUGUACUGGCGUCAGAAGAUGCCUUAGAAGAAUGGUCAACGGAUCCGACCCUUUCCAUGCUGCCAUGUGUGGUUGUGUCGGCCAAUGCGCUGGUCGCCUACCAACGUUCGAAACAACGGGACGGAUAUACAGGAAUCAUGGAGUUCAUUUCACAACCCAUUGGGCCCCGAAAACUCGCCAAAGUGGUAUUGCGGGCCUUUGAUCGAUGGUCAGCACUGCAAGCAGGGAGGAUGAGCCCUGGAGCGGAAUCGUCCACGUCGGAGAUAUCUCAGGCCAUCAUCGAGCCCAAGAUAGACCACCAUGGGUCGGAAAAGCAGCCGACAAGCACCUCAACGAUACGGUCCUCGGCCUCGGACGACUUGGACAGUCAGGCACAGCCAAUGCUGCAAGGCAAACCUGCGCCGCGACCGAAGAUUUCGACGACGCCUUCCAUCCGUAAUGUGGCUGUUCAGUUUCUACUGGUUGAGGACAACCCUAUAAACCUCAAGAUAUUGUCCACCUACAUGAGAAAGCUCGGGUUGGGGUUUAACACGGCGAUCAACGGGCAGCAGGCCGUUGAAGCCUACAAGCGGAAUCCUUCAGAGUGCAGGUAUAUCCUCACCGACGUUUCCAUGCCAGUCAUGGAUGGUUUUGAGGCAACGAGACACAUCAGGGCCUACGAGAAAGCAUCGGAUCUGGCACCGGCGACUAUUAUUGCGCUGACGGGGUUGGCAUCGAGCGCAUCUCAGAACGAGGCGUUUGGGAGCGGGAUGGAUUUGUUUCUCACGAAGCCAGUCAAGCUCAAGGAGCUGGGAGCUAUCUUGAACUCACUCUAG